AUGUCCGACGACCGACCAGCCGGACGGCCGCACCCCAUACAGCGCAUGAUGGCGACCCGACCUCCGGACAUUCCAGUUGAGGAAAGGCGGGCUUUGGAGAAUAUGUAUUUACACUACUAUCCGGCGAACCACAACCGCAUUACUUCCCGAUUCCUUGUGAACCCUCCACGGCAUCUUCUCGACCAGCACACACUUUUUCCAGUUGAACCAGCAGAGCACCCAGAAGAGUUGGUCGAGGACCUCUUGAACCUGUCGAGAUUCCCGUCCACCGCGGACGGGUUCAGGAUCUCGUUUGCACCCGGGACUCGGAGGCCGGCCCUGGUCACGUACCCGUCGACCUUGUCGUGGCUGAUCUGGGGCAUUAGCGACUCACUCCACCUACACCCGAUCUACGCCUACUACUACUUCGCCAAGUGGACCAUGAUUGACGGGUGGAACUCGCAGGAGUUCCGAUCGGAAUUCCAGGCCAUUGAAUACGCCGUCGAACUGCUCCUCGAGUUUGCCUUGGGGGAACGGGACCCGGUCAGGAUUUUCUCCAUCAAGCUACUCCUGCAGACCUUCCGCAUCCGUGAGCUCGACAUUUGCGGCUGCAAGGUAAAAGGCAAGAUCAUCCACUGGGCGCAAGACCCGAAGCAGAAGACGCUCCCACAUGUGGUCAUCUUUCAGGCGUCGAAUCCGCAAAUGUCACUUUACGCGUUAACCAAGACGCGCUUUCAGGACAACGAAGAGUGGCCAGUGGCGCAACUUGUCGGUACCGACCUGACUUGGGAGUAUGCCGAGGAUAUCGGGACCACCGAGGAGCGAGCACGACGUUUGACGACCGAGGAAUACGUGAACCCUCACAAUCCUCUCGGACCUCCAUGGGUCAACCGAUCGAGCGGAGAGGAGGACGAUGCCAGUCAAUCAGGAGCUGACGGGGAUUCGGACUCUGAUGAUCACAGUAUGGAUCUGUCCGUAGGAAAUCCUACCCUGCUCGGGGACGUGGAAGUCGUUCUUGACCAUCUUGGCACCCCAGAGCAUGCUUCUUCCUCCAGCGGUGAUUCAGAAUCAGACCAAGAUUUCCGUGCCUUUGAUUAUCUCGAUGACGAUUCGGAUUCGGAUUUACCUCCGUGGCUGAUACGCAGAUGA
Exophiala spinifera is the source of this 1128-nucleotide messenger RNA. RefSeq lists its product as uncharacterized. The transcript has a single exon. Lineage: Eukaryota; Fungi; Ascomycota; Eurotiomycetes; Chaetothyriales; Herpotrichiellaceae. Bases 1 to 1128 code for a protein of 375 amino acids. The record is from RefSeq and is a predicted model, not a curated record.